AUGGACCUCUUCGCAUAUGUUGGCCAGAUAGCUGUUCCCCAGAUUUCUUGUCAGAGACUACCGUGUGCCUCCAGUGCUACAUCAGUUGCCAUCACGAAAGCCAAAGUGGAUUUCUCCAGUGUGGUGUGCCUGCCCCCUUCCGUCAUUGCUGUGAAUGGGCUGGACGGAGGAGGGGUUGGCGAAAAUGAUGAUGAACCAGUGCUGGUGUCCCUAUCUGCGGCCCCCAGCCCCCAGAGCGAAGCUGUUGCCAAUGAACUGCAGGAGCUCUCCCUGCAGCCCGAGCUGACUCUUGGGCUCCACCCUGGCAGGAAUCCCAACUUGCCUCCACUUAGUGAGCGGAAGAAUGUGCUGCAGUUGAAGCUCCAGCAGCGCCGGACCCGGGAGGAGCUGGUGAGCCAAGGGAUCAUGCCGCCUUUGAAAAGUCCAGCUGCAUUUCAUGAACAGAGAAGGAGCUUGGAGCGGGCCAGGACAGAGGACUAUCUGAAGCGGAAGAUUCGUUCCCGGCCGGAGAGAUCGGAGCUAGUCAGGAUGCACAUUUUGGAAGAGACCUCUGCUGAGCCUUCCCUCCAGGCCAAGCAGCUGAAGCUAAAGCGAGCCAGGCUGGCUGAUGAUCUCAAUGAGAAGAUCGCCCAGAGGCCUGGUCCCAUGGAGCUGGUGGAGAAGAACAUCCUGCCUGUGGAGUGCAGCCUCAAGGAAGCCAUCAUCGUGGGCCAGGUGAACUACCCGAAGGUCGCAGACAACUCUUCCUUUGAUGAAGACAGCAGUGAUGCCUUAUCCCCUGAGCAGCCUGCCAGCCACGAGUCCCAGGGCUCUGUGCCGUCACCCCUGGAAGCCCGAGUCGGUGAACCACUGCCCAGUGCCACAUCCGUGCCCCCUACUCAGGUUGUGUCGCAGCUGCCGACGGGCCCUGAAUGUGGAGAGACCCUUUUCCUUGCGGAGCAGCCGCCCCUGCCGCCCCCAUCUCUGCAGCUUCCCAGCCUCCCCAAUGGAACCACGGUCCCCACUGCCAAGCCCACCCCAGCACUCAUCAAGCAAAGCCAACCCAAGUCUGCCGGCGAGAAGUCGCAACGCAGCAAGAAGGCCAAGGAGCUGAAGCCAAAGGUGAAGAAGCUUAAAUACCAUCAGUACAUCCCCCCGGACCAAAAGCAGGACAAGGGUCCCCCACCCCUGGACUCGUCCUAUGCCCGGAUUCUGCAGCAGCAACAGCUCUUCCUCCAGCUGCAGAUCCUCACUCAGCAGCAGCAGCAACACUACAACUACCAGACCAUCCUGCCCGCCCCACCCAAGCUGGCAGGGGAGACCCUGGGCAACAGUGGACCCCCGCCCAUGCGUAGCCUUUCAACCAGCAGUACCAGUUCCAGCUCGGGCGCCCCUGGGUCUAGUGGGCUGUCACGUCAGAACAGCAUCUCGCUGACAGGCAAGCCAGGGGCCCUGCCCACCAACCUGGACGAGAUGAAGGUGGCAGAACUAAAGCAGGAGCUGAAGUUACGAUCACUGCCCGUCUCAGGCACCAAGACGGACCUGAUCGAGCGCCUGCGUGCCUACCAAGACCAGAUCAGCCCCCCUCAGGGGACCGCCAAAACCCCGGCUGCCUCCAUCCUGCCCAAGGCUGGCGAGGUGGUGGUAGCCUUCCCGGCGGCCCGGUUGAGCACAGGCCCAGCAUUGGUGGCAGCAGGCCUGGCCUCCACCGAGGUGGUGGUGGCCACAGUGACCAGCAAUGGAGUGGUGAAGUUCGGCAGCACGGGCUCCACACCCCCUGUGUCCCCAACCCCCUCAGAGCGCUCCCUGCUCAGCACAGGCGACGAGAACUCCACGCCUGGGGACACCUUUGGUGAAAUGGUGACUUCGCCCCUGACCCAGCUCACCCUGCAGGCCUCCUCACCGCUGCAGGUGCUCAUGAAGGAGGAGGGUCCGAGGCCUGGAGCCUGCCACCUGAGCCCAGGGGUGCGGACCGAGCCUGAGGGGCGCGACAAGGACCGCAUGCUGCAGGAGAAAGACAAGCAGAUCGAGGAGCUGACGCGCAUGCUCCGUCAGAAGCAACAGCUGGUGGAGCGGCUGCGGCUGCAGCUGGAGCAGGAGAAGCGGGCCCAGCAGCCCAGCCCCAGCCCGGCUGCCCUGGUCAAGCAGGAGAGCAGUUUCACCAGUUGCCCACUGAGCCGGCUGACCCCGGGCCCUGCACAUCCCUUCAGCCCCAGCCUGGCCACACCCACAGCCAACCACACAGAUGCCAGCACCCCGGCCCUCGUGCCCCCAGCCAUGGUGGUGAAGCAGGAAGCUGGGCUGCCAGAGCCCGCGCCAGUACCCACCCCCCAGCUGCUCCUGGGCCCACGGGGCCCUGGCCUCAUCAAGGGGGUCACACCUCCUACCCUCAUCACCGACUCCACUGGGACCCACCUUGUGCUCACUGUGACCAACCCCCACGCAGACAGCUCUGGUCUGCCCAGCGGAAGCCCUCAGCAGUCGUUGUCCCAGCCGGGCUCUCCAGCACCUGGUCCCCCCACCCAGAUGGACCUGGAGCCGCCACCACAGCCCCUCUUUGGCAGCCCCCCUUCUCUGCUGAAGAAGGAGCCUCCAGGCUGUGAGGAAGCCGUGAACCAGUCACCCACAGUACAGGAGAAGGGCUCCUCCAGCCAGCAGAUGGAUGACCUGUUUGACAUCCUUAUUCAGAGUGGAGAAAUUCCAGCAGAUUUCAAGGAGCCAUCGUCCCUGCCAGGGAAGGAGAAGUCCACGGCACCAGCAACCUGCGCCUCCCCGCUAGCCUCACAGCCCUCGCCCUGCACCGUGCCAGGCUCACCAGCUCUGCCCGGGCGGCUGGAGGACUUCCUGGAGAGCAGCACAGGGCUGCCCCUGCUGACAGGAGGCCACGAGGGCCCUGAGCCCCUCUCCCUCAUUGACGACCUCCACAGCCAGAUGCUCAGCAGCUCCGCCAUCCUGGACCACCCUCCUUCACCCAUGGACACCUCGGAGCUGCACUUUGCACCGGAGCCCAGUGGCUCGGUGGGCCUGGACCUGGCCGAUGGGCACCUGGACGGCAUGGACUGGCUGGAGCUGUCGUCGGGUGGUCCUGUGCUGAGCCUGGCCCCCCUCAGCACCUCGGCCCCCAGCCUCUUCUCCACGGACUUCCUCGAUGGCCAUGACCUACAGCUACACUGGGACCCCUGCUUGUAG
Chrysochloris asiatica (Cape golden mole) is the source of this 3168-nucleotide messenger RNA. It is a transcript of the gene MRTFA, whose product is annotated as megakaryoblastic leukemia (translocation) 1. Gene Ontology annotation, biological process: smooth muscle cell differentiation. The coding region runs from base 1 to 3168 and encodes 1055 amino acids. The record is from RefSeq and is a predicted model, not a curated record. NCBI's taxonomy places the organism in Eukaryota, Metazoa, Chordata, Mammalia, Afrosoricida, Chrysochloridae. The transcript is spliced from 13 exons.